AUGGAUCUGAUUCAAGGGUUUAUCCAACAGCCGAAACCUCAAUCGGUCGAUGAAACAAUUCCAACUUUAUGUGAUAGAAUUAAGAAUGCAACUUUAAUAAAUGAUAGAAGAUCUGCAGUUUUAGGAAUAAAAGCUUUUAGUCGCCAAUAUCGUGAAACGGUCAUCGCAUCUGGUUUGAAACCACUAUUGAGUACAUUACAAAGGGAUUCCAUUGAUGACGACAUGGUCAGAGCCAUCUUAGAGACUUUAUUGAUUUUAUUUAUUAGAGGUGAUGGUGACGUUGAUUUGACAAGAUCAUGGAUUUCACAACAAUCAAGACUACAAAAUGGGAAAUAUCCAUCUCCGUUAUUAAUGAAGCAAGAAAUUGAAAAUGUAGAUCAAUUCUCUUUAUGGAUUGCUGAUGCAUUGACUCAAUCGGAAGAUUUACUACAUUUAAUUAUCUCAUUCCUAGAAACAGAAAAUUUCCACAUCCGAUUGUAUACUAUACAAUUAUUAGAAGCAGUCAUGGCGACGAGACCUUUGAAAGCAAGAAGUGCAAUUAUUAGUCUGCCCACAAGUAUAUCAACGAUAGUGAAUCUAUUGGAUGAUAUACAUGAACCAGUAAGAGAUGAGGCUAUCUUAUUAUUAAUGGCUGUAGUUAAUGAUUCCCCUCAUGUACAAAAAUUGGUAGCUUUCGAGAAUAUUUUUGAAAGACUAUUUAAUAUUAUUGAAGAAGAAGGUGGAUUACGAGGUUCAUUAGUAGUCAAUGACUGUCUUUCAUUAAUAAAUAAUAUUUUGAAAUAUAACACCUCUAACCAAACAUUAUUCUUGGAAACUGGCAACCUUCCUAAACUAGCACAUGUACUUAAUGAACCCUUGGUCGAAAAUGAAGAGUUCUUUUGGAAUGAUCAACGAAUUAUUAAUAUAAACACAACAUUAGAUAUCGUUGCCCUAAAUGUUGAACCAGGGAACAUGGUUACAAGUAAGCAUCAAAUGGUUCUUUUGCAAUCCAAUGUUUUCAUGCUUGUCUUAAGGUUGGCAUUUUUCCCAACUAUCCCCAGAAAGGUAAGGCCAAUUGCAUUGUUGACUGCGGCUGACAUAAUAAGAAAUAAUGAAUAUGCACAAGCAGAAUUUACAAAAAUUGAUGUUCCAUAUUUUGAUCCAUCUUUACCGACAGUUGAGAAAGACACACCUCAAGAGGAAACUUUAUCUAUUUCCGUCAUUGACCUAUUAAUGAAUUGGAUCCUUUAUGCAAAUUCUGUCCAUACUUUUGAUACAAGAAUGGCUGCUUCCGAAUUACUGAAGGCAUAUUUUUACGACAACUUUCAGAUUCAAAAAGAUUUCUUAUCCCAUCAAAUUGAAGUUUAUACCAAUAGCAAUUCCUUGUCAAGCAAUUCCACUCAUACAUCAGUGAAAAGCAAUGCCUUCGAGGUAUUGUUGAACUAUGAUCCAGAUCUAAAACUAAACCCUUACAAACUUUUUUUCGUCACCGAUCUUGUGAUGUAUUUAUUCAAUGACGAAAAUGGUGAAGCUAUGGAAUUAAAGGGGCUAUUAAAAUCCUUAAAUCAUGAAUCUGUAGUAGUUGAAGGAGAACAAGAAGAAGUUGAUGAACAAAUGAGUCCAAUCCAGACUGUUUUGGAAUUACUUUUAACAUCAUUAAAUUCGGCGGAUAUCCGAAUUCCAAUUUCCUAUACUUCACUUUUAAUCUUUUGGUUAUAUGGUGACUUAAAUGCCGUAAAUGAUUUCGUUUCAAAUAGAGCAAAUAUCGAACAACUUUUAACAUUCUCGUAUCAAAUACAGGAUGAAGAUAUCACGAUAAAGUGUAUGAUUAGCAUGUUAUUAGGUGUCUCAUAUGAAUUCAGCUCCAAAGAUUCACCUUUCCCAAGAAAGGAAUAUUUUGAAUUUUUCACCAAGACGAUAGGUAGGGAUAAUUAUUCAUCUAGAAUUAAACAAUUCAAGAACGACUCCUUAUUUUCCAAAAUCGAUAAAAGUAAACUUAUAUCACAUGACUUAUCAUUCGAGACGGACGAAACUGGCUUACCUAAGAUAUAUUUCAGUGAAUACUUCAUUCACCUUUUCAAUGAUAACUUCCAUAGGAUUAUAAACGCAUUGAACCAUAGUCCAGAUGAUGAACCUGUAGCCAAACUAUCAUUUGAAACGUUUGAAGAGAUACAACUUAAAUGCAACGACCUAAAGAAUGAGAUUCAAGAACUACAAACUUCGAGCAGGAGCUCAAUUGACUCUUUACAGUUAAAACUUGAUACCAUAACGAAGGAAUUUGAAGAAACAAGUGGUAAUUUGAAAACAUAUGAAUUGAAUAAUUCGAAUUUACAAGCUAAACUUUCCCAAUUGGAAUCUGAAUUAAAUGAGGCUAAGGAGACUUUGAAAAAAGUGAAUGAUGAGUGCCGCGAACUAAAUAAGUUGAAGAAUGAAAAUUUACAGAAAUUAGAAAAGGACAACAAGAAGAUCCAGGACCUUGAUACCAAGUUGCAUAAGGUACAGCAAGAAUUGAAAAUAUCCAGUGAGGCAAAGAAAAAGGCGCAUGAUGAUAUUAAUAAAAUGAGCCGUGAUUUAAUAGGACUCUCAAGAGAAAAGCAGGAACUCGAAGGGAAAUGUGGAAGCUUAGAAAGGGAUAUGAAAAUAAAAAGUAAUAAUUUCGAUCAAGAGAAAAAUAAAUUGAACCAGAAAAUUCAGGAAAAAUCUAAAGAAAUUGAGACUUUAAAUAAAAAGUUGGAAGAAUUGAAAAACAAUAUAACUUCCCUUGAAAAAGAAAAAGAUGGCACAGCUCUUGCUCUUCAGCAUUGGAAAUCUAAAUUUGAAAGCCAUGAUGCCUUGGUUCCAAAGCUUACUGAAAAGCUAAAGUCGUUAGCCACUAGUUUCAAACUUUUAGAAAAAGAAAAAUUGGCUUUAGAAAAUGAUUUUACCAAAUAUAGAUCAGAACACUCGCAUCAAAAUGCAGAAUUUCAGAAGGCAAUUGGUGAUAUAACUAAAGAAAGAGAUUUGCUACGUUCUGAGAAGGAAACUCUGGUGGCUAAUUUCUCUCAACUAAAAGAAUUAAGUGAUAAACUUAAAACGGAAAAUUCCGAUCAUAGUGCUGCUUAUGAAGCUGUCAAAAAUGAACUUGAAGAAUCUAUGCUGCAUAUGAAUGAGCAAUUGAAAGAGCUUGAAACUGAAAAGGCAGAAGGCGAUCAAAAACUUGCAAAUUUGGAAGAAAAAUUGAAUAUGAUGAAAAAGCAACUGGAAGACAAGGAUCAGCAAUUGACGAAAUUAUGUGAAGGAGAAGCUAACAAUAAAAAACAACUAGUGACCGCAGAGGAGACAAUAUCAUCAUUAAAAGCAGAUAAAGAGACGUUUAUGGAAAAACUGGAAGCCUCUGGUUUGGAAGUUGAAAAAUUACAAACCGAAUUGAAAGAUACUAAGCUUCAACACGGGGAAGCAGAAACACGUCUCACUAACAUGAAGAAAGAGCAUGCAGAUAAAGAUAUAGCAAAUAACGAAAAGAUCUGCUCCUUAGAAGAAGAUCUGAAAAAACAACAAAUUGUCAUGGAUAAGGAAAAAGCAAACGCCGAGGAGCUUGAAGAAAAAUUAAAUGAAAAGGAAACCGAAUUGGCUGACGUUCUUCGUAAUAAAGCUGCCAUUGAAAAGGAACUUACCGAAUCAUCGGAGAAAAUAAAGACCCUCAAUGCAGAACUUGAAGCUUUGACAGAAAAACUAAAUCAAAAUGAAAUGGAAGCCGAAAAGUUAAGAGAAAAUCUUUUAAAGGAUCAAAAUGCUUCAAAGGAAGAAAUAUCAGCAUUGGAAAAUACACUAAAGGAAUUACAUUCCGAAAAAGAAACUCAAAUGGAGGAAAAAUCUAAAUUGGAGUCUGAUAUCAAAUCUCUCGAAACCGAGUUAGAUGAAACGAAAAAGAAACAUGCUUCGGAAAUAGAAUCAUUACAUGAACAAAUUGAAAAGAUUAAUGAAGAAACGAAAGACUUCAAGGCAAUUAUUGAGAAGGCCGCUUCAAACUUAAAAAGGACUGAGAGUGACUUAAAAGUUCUCAAGGAGAAAUACACCAAGAAUGAAGAGAAACUGAAAAUAAUGGAAGUAGCUUCAAAAGAACAUGCUGAGCUAAAGAAGAAACAAGAGAGCGAGUAUGAACUAUUAGAAAACAGAUUAAAGAUGCUUGAAGAGGAUGUUAAACUAAAGGAAAAAGAAUUGUCAGAACAUAAGAAGUCUCUUCUGGAAGCACAAGAACAGGAAAAAUCCUCUACUAUUGAACUAGCAAAACUGAAGUCAGCUGCAGCUGAUGAAAAGAACAAACUAGAAGAAGAAAUAAAAUCGUGUAAGGUAGAGUUGAAGAAUAAAGCACAAGCUUUCGAAAAAGAAAGAAAACUAUUGAAUGAAGGUUCUUCUUCUAUAACAAAAGAAUAUUCGGAAAAGGUCAGUGAACUAGAGGAUAAAUUAGAAGCUGUAAACUCAGCUCACCAAUCUAAAUUAGAAGAACUGGACUCCUUGAAGACAAACAUGAUUGAAUUGGAGAAUAAAAAUUCAGAGCAACUAAAAAAGGAAAAGGCUAGUAUUGUGAUUCUUGAGGAAACUAUUUCUAAACAAAAGAAGGAUAUUGAUAACUUACAUUCUGAGGUUGAGGAUUCCCAAGAGAAAUGUAAGAAUAUAAAUAAAGACUUAACUAAAAAGCUCCGGGAAAUGCAGUCUGCUUCGGAAACAUACGAUUCUAACUUGAAGAGAAUGGAAGAAACCAUUGAAGAAAAGAACGUUGAAAUUGAAAAAUCAAGCAAAUCCAUUGAAGAAUUAGAAAAAGAGCUGGGUUCUCAGCAAUUAAAGCUAAAAGAUCUACAGAACGAAAACACAGAAGUGAUAAAGAAAAAUAAAGAUAUACUUGAUGAAAAAAUUUCUGAGAUCGGUAACUUAAAGGAGAAAAAUGAGUCCUUGUCAGAAGAGAAUGAAACUUUGUCGAAAUCAGCAGAUCAACUUAAGUCAGAGGUCAGUAAGAGAGAUGAAGCUCUUAAGAUUUCUAAGAAAGUAAUCGAUGAAUACAAAGUUAAGGAUGAACAAUUAUCCAAACUACAGUCUCAGUUAGCUCAAGUAAACAAAGAAUAUUCAGAUUCUAAGCAGGCGAUGGAAGAUUUACAAAAGAGAAUUGGUGACGCUGAGGAAAAUACUAAACAAUUCAAUAAUACCAAGAAAGAUGAUGAAGAUAAAAUAAAACAGCUUGAGAAGGAAGUAGAAGAUAUGAAAGCCAAGCUUGAAUUAUCUGAAUCAUCAGUUGCUAAUGAUCAAUUAAAGAUAUCAGAAUUGGAGAAAAUUAUUGAAGACAACAAGGAAAUCUUGCUUGCAGAAAAAGAAGUCAAUCAAAAGCAGGAAAAAUCUAUACAGUCACUUGAACUUGAGAAAAAAACAGUUGUGGAGGAAAAGAGAAAACUGGAAGAGAAACUGGAUGAGGAAUCUGCUCAGCAUAUAAAGAAAACUGAGACAUUUGCUAAAGAAAAUGAAGAACAAAAGGACGAAUUAGAGACCCUAAAAGAGAAACUGAAAACCCUUGAAGAACAGAAUCAGAAAUUCAAAAAUAAGCUUGAAGAUAAAUCAGAACUUGAUGAUUUGAUGCUUUUAGUUACUGAAUUGGACGAAAAAAAUAGUAAGUACCGCUUAAAAUUAGAAGAGUUAGGGGCAGAAUUGACGUCUGAUGACGAUGACGAUGAUGAUGAUGACGAUGAUGACGAUGAGGAGGAUGAGGACGAUGGUGAGGAAGACGAUGAUGAAGCAUAA
Naumovozyma dairenensis CBS 421 is the source of this 5745-nucleotide messenger RNA. RefSeq names its product Uso1p (gene USO1). Gene Ontology annotation, cellular component: ER to Golgi transport vesicle membrane; endoplasmic reticulum; Golgi stack. Bases 1 to 5745 code for a protein of 1914 amino acids. The record is from RefSeq and is a predicted model, not a curated record. Gene Ontology annotation, biological process: endoplasmic reticulum to Golgi vesicle-mediated transport; transcytosis; intracellular protein transport. The transcript has a single exon. NCBI's taxonomy places the organism in Eukaryota, Fungi, Ascomycota, Saccharomycetes, Saccharomycetales, Saccharomycetaceae.